GACAGAAAAUAAGCAAAUAUCACCCUUAUUUGAGAUAUUUCAUCUUACUUAGAUUUCAGUUUUUGAGGUGUGGUGGCUGAAUGCGAUGACUUCCCUUAAUUGCAAACUUUAAAGUGAAAAGGGUGAAACAUACACCUAACGAUGAGGGGGGGAAAUAAAGAUUAUCCCUCUCCGUGCUUCGGAUUAUAUUCUCAUCUGGGAUUACAGAUGGCAAUAUUAAGAACGGGCCACACAGGCUUGAGGUUUUAAUGGCGAAGAGUUAAUACUGCGGAUUUACCUCGACUAUUUAAAAGCCUUUCCUCCAAGUUGCGUCAAAUACAGAUCAGAUUGGCGGUGAGCAGACCGGAUAAUUCAAUACGGAUUCGCCCGCUAUAAGGAGGACUUUUGUGAGCUGCUCAGCUUGAUGGCGGCUGCAGAGGUGGAGCAUGAUGUUGUGAGGGAACAGGAGCAGAUCCUAAACGCCAUGAGUUCAUCCCAGCGAGGGCGGAUGGAAGAACAAGGUCCCACUCAAACCACACCUAAAGAGUCCAGCCAUAACUCAGACCACCACAUGCAAGCGCGACCCUUUGCGGAUCAGCAGGAGGCGAGAGGUUUUACACACCACGGCUCGGCGCCUCAGAUCUCGCUGACCGAGAGCACCCCGGAUAUGAAUAGGAAGCUGCUCUUGUUGCCAGGCAACCAACUCCAGGUGCCCGGGGAGCAAGACCACGCCAACACCGUCAUUGCCCAGCCACCCGAGGAAAAGCAGAAGUUGAUGAACCUCAUCAGUCACGGGCAACGUGGACGCAUGGAGGACCAGCGCUGCUUCAUGGAUCCCAGUCAGAGCGCCCCCUGCAGCCCCAGGCACACGAACAGGAAGCCUCUCGCUGAUCCAUGCAGCAGAGAUUCCGAAAUGUUGUUCAACUUAUUAGCCAACACUCAAAGUCACCGCCUUGAUGACCAGCGAGUGUCUCUCCCGUCGCUUCCUGGCAUCGACACCAAGGAUCAUCCAUCGACUUCGGACUCAAGCUACUUGUGCUACAUGGUCUCCAAAGUUCAGGGGACCAGAAUGGAAGAUCAAAGGUGCUCCUUACCUGGAAUCCAGUCUGCAGCAUCAUCCAAAAAGGAUCAAGCUGCUUCAGGCAUUUCACGCUCUGCCUCCUUCAGUCCGGGUUCAGACGCAGAACGCCCGAAGAUCCAAGUUAAGACGUUCCCCAAAAAGGAGCUGAUUCCAGCUGAGCAGGACAGUUUUCUCACCAUGAUGCGUCACGCCCAGCGAGGGAGGAUGGAGGAGCAGAGAUGUGUCCUGAAUGUCAGUCCACAGUUGACACCUGAGCAUAAGCCCACCCAGAGCACUGUACCCACAGGACCAGAUUCCGACCAGUUCUUCAAAAUGCUGGCCAACUCCCAAGCCAAACGUCUGGAUGAUCAGCGUGCGUGUCUUCCAUCUUUGCCGGCGAUCCAGAACGAAGGCACCUCCAUUGCCGUAGGAGCGGACACAAGUUAUUUGUGUUACAUGCUCUCCAAAGUUCAGGGCUCCCGGCUUGACGAUCAGAGAUGUUCUGCGCCUCAUAUCCUUAAAAAUGUGUGCACCCCAACCUCCCAGCGCAAGGCCUGCAACACUUCUAAAGGACCUGAUAAAACUGGCCCCCCAAACCAGGACAAAAAGGAUCAGCAUCCGCAGAUCUCUCUGGCCAAUCAGCUGCAAUUUAGUGAAAUGUUAAGUCAUGCUCAGAAGGGCCGCAUGCAGGACCAGCGCUGCUCUUUACAGCAGAGCCGAAGCACACCUGCCACACCCACACACAGCCACAGCUCCCGAAACCAAGUAGCAGCAGCUGCAGAAGCGGACGCGUUAUUCCGUAUGGUGGCCAGCUGUCAGGCCGGCAGGCUGGAUGAGCAGAGAGUCACACUCUCCUCCCUGCCGGGGAUCAGUGGGACGUCGACAAAGGGAAAACAUGACCGGAGUCAUGUCAAAACUGUUCAUGCACCAAUUAUAACUGUGGCUGAAAGUACACCACCGAUAUCUAAAGGGGACAUUUUCAGACUUCCUGCUAAAUCGGGCUGCAACUUGACAAAGUCAGCAUCCUUCAUCCCUGAGACCGAAUAUCAGAAGGGUCUUAAAUCCACAUCUCAGAUGACCGUGAAGGUGUUAAUGAGUUUCACACCACAGAUGGGCCAUAAGAACUUGAACCAGCAAUGCACCUUCCCAGAGGUCUACCUCACUCUUGGAGCUCCAGGAGAUAAUAUAGUCAUUCCUCUGAGCCCAAAACCCGGACGACCUGUGUGUUUGAACCUAAACCUUGUCCCGAAAGAAGACAUCAAGUCCACACACUCCUCGCCGAGGAAACCCGGCUCGAGACCGUCGUCUCCCCAGCCCAAAGCGGCUCAGAACACCCAUCCUGGUAAUUCAGACUCUCUGGAACAGGCCAGAUCUGCAACGAGCCCGAUCAGUCCACAGGAAGACUGCUUCUCUCUGAUUGAAAAGGUCCACACGGCACAUCUUCAAAUGGGAACCACUCAAGGGGUACACAAAUGCAACGGGGAUCCGGUCAAACAGAAGGGAAAUGGAAAAGCAGGUGGCAACAAAGCUAAGGAUGGGGGAAAUAAACACUGAAUGUUUUAUUUCUCAUUGUAAUUGGCCCGAAACAGUAAAUGAUAGAAAUCUAAGAAACCUAUUGUUGGACAAUAGCAAUGACUUUACCUUUUAGUAUUACCAACUGUCGGAGGCAGAUAUUUACAUAUAUCCGUAUUUAAGUGUUACUUCUUUAUUUUCAUAAUCAUAUUACAAAACAGCUCGUGUUUUUCUUCCAAUUGUGGUCUUUUGGUUGUCUGCAAAUACUGUGUGCUAACCUUGACUAUGGAAUGUAAGGAGGAGUGAUACUCCUUCUCCUUAUCUCUUCUUGUGUCCAGCUGCGGAGGACAAUGGGCAUGUGUUUGGGCUGGAAAGACAAGACAGCGAGGGUGGGAGGGAGAGAGACUUUAUAGAAUAGAAGGUUUCCAUAUUUUAGAUCAGAUCAUCUUAGCUGCGCGAUGGAAUGUUCUAUGCUGGACUGGUCUCAUUAUAUUUCCAAAGCUUUGGGGAUAAAAUUACAAAAUACCUAUUCUGUCUCUGGUGGUUCUUCUACUCAGCUUUCAGUGUCAUAAAGAGCUUGGGAGCGACCAGAAACUUGAAUUCCCUGGGAGGAACAACUGGUCCAAACGCAACACAACCUACCGAGUUCAAAGUCUUUUUGUUUUUUGUUAAACACCCAUUACACUCUAUGCCCUGCUCUAUUCAUUCUGCAUUAUCAUCUAUCCAU
Molecule: messenger RNA, 3278 nt
Organism: Nerophis lumbriciformis (worm pipefish)
Lineage: Eukaryota; Metazoa; Chordata; Actinopteri; Syngnathiformes; Syngnathidae
Molecular function (GO): guanyl-nucleotide exchange factor activity; protein binding
Source: RefSeq, a predicted model, not a curated record